AUGGGUUCUGAGCGUGAGAACAAGACAUUCCUCGCGCGGCUCUGCGAGCAGGCCGAGCGCUACGAUGAAAUGGUCACCUACAUGAAGGAAGUCGCCAACAUUGGCGGCGAGCUCACUGUUGAUGAACGUAACCUUCUCUCGGUCGCUUACAAGAAUGUUGUUGGUACCCGCCGUGCCUCAUGGCGCAUUAUCUCCUCCAUCGAGCAGAAGGAGGAGUCCAAGGGCUCUGAUGAGCACGUUAACAUCAUCCAUGAGUACCGUCAGAAGAUCGAGACUGAGCUGGAGCGGGUCUGCCAAGAUGUCCUCGAUGUCCUUGACGAGGCUCUGAUCCCCAAGGCUGAGACUGGAGAGUCCCGAGUCUUCUACUACAAGAUGAAGGGUGACUACCACCGCUACCUCGCUGAGUUCGCCUCUGGAAACAAGCGCAAGGUUGCCGCCACUGCUGCCCACGAGGCUUACAAGAACGCGACCGAUGUUGCUCAGACCGAUCUUACCCCCACUCACCCCAUUCGCCUUGGUCUCGCCCUUAACUUCUCUGUAUUCUACUACGAGAUCCUUAACUCCCCUGACCGUGCAUGCCACCUCGCCAAGCAGGCCUUCGACGAUGCCAUUGCCGAGCUUGACUCCCUCUCCGAGGAGAGCUACCGCGACAGCACUUUGAUCAUGCAACUCCUGCGCGACAACUUGACUCUCUGGACUUCUUCGGAUAGCGCCGAGGGUGAGACUGCCGCCCCCAAGGAGGAUAAGCCCGAGGAUGAGGCCGCCCCUGCUCCUGAGGAGCAGACCGAGGCCGCUAAGCCUGAAGAGACUGAGGAGUAA
This is a messenger RNA of Penicillium odoratum, 819 nucleotides long. RefSeq names its product 14-3-3 adaptor artA-like protein. Gene Ontology annotation, cellular component: cytoplasm. The coding region runs from base 1 to 819 and encodes 272 amino acids. The transcript is spliced from 8 exons. NCBI's taxonomy places the organism in Eukaryota, Fungi, Ascomycota, Eurotiomycetes, Eurotiales, Aspergillaceae. The record is from RefSeq and is a predicted model, not a curated record. Gene Ontology annotation, biological process: signal transduction.